Molecule: messenger RNA, 879 nt
Organism: Drosophila gunungcola (fruit fly)
Lineage: Eukaryota; Metazoa; Arthropoda; Insecta; Diptera; Drosophilidae
Product: accessory gland protein Acp29AB-like
Exons: 1
Coding region: 56-841 (261 amino acids)
Molecular function (GO): signaling receptor activity
Source: RefSeq, a predicted model, not a curated record
UGCAAAGAAUUAGUUCCAUAAAAGCUUUCGUCGGUAGCACACACUUAAAGUCAAAAUGAUCAAGUCAGCAAGUAAUUUUGUUUUCGGAUUUACUGUUCUAAGUCUGUUAUGUCUUGCCAAAGCCGAAGAAUCGAACUGUGUAUUAAAGGACGCCCCAAAUCAAUGUGGCGCCUUCUGCCUCUCCGCACUUCAUCCAGUUUUUGAUCACCAUGUCAAGCAUCACCAGCAGUGGGCUUCCAUAGCUUUCUUGUUAAAUGACACACGAGUUAGGCUGGACAAAAUCCAGAAAGAUACACAGGAUAGGUUGGAGAAAAUUCAAAAUGAUACACAGACCAAGCUGGACAAAAUUCAAAAUGAUAAUCGGGCCAUGCAAAGCCAACUAUCUGCCAUAAUGGAAACCUUAACUGCGUUAAACACUUCAAUAAAGACAAAGGAAGUGAUAUCAUCGAACAUCCAAUCUGGGAAGUUUGAGCAGAUCGGUUCCAGAUACUUCUAUAUCGAACGCAACAAAACUUAUUCUUGGGAUGAUGCUGCAAAUAAAUGUCUUGGGAUGGGCGGCUAUUUGGCGUCAUUCCGGAACCAAGAGGAGUUGGACACUAUCCAGCCGAAACUGGAUGCGAAUCAAGAGUACUGGCUGGGCAUCAACAAUCGUGCCAAUUUGGACCAGUUCAUAACUGUGGCUUCUGGCAGGCCAGCAAAAUUUUUGAAGUGGAAAUCGCGACAACCCCGUCUAUCUUCAUUUACCUCAAAACGCGUCAUUUAUAUGAGUAACGGCGAAAUGGGCGUUGGAUGGUCACCCAUCAGGUGUUUUUUCAUUUGCCAAGCAGACAAUGAAGUUUAGUUAACGUUAUAAAAUAUUGACAAAAAUUACUAGAUAUA